GCUGAUAAAUCGCGAGGCCAGCCCGGCCGCUGAAAGACGGCGGCGGCUGCGGCGGCCCGGGAUGGGGGAGCGUGAGGAUGAAGCGGGUGUCGGGGCUGCUCUCCGGGACGCUGAGCCGGGCCUGUGGCUCUCGGGCCUCUUUGAGCCGGGCGCGGCCCCCCAGCCCCAAACGCGAGAGAGAAAGCGCCGGAGGCUUACUAUUUGACUAGUGGCCCCUCGCGGGAAAUCGCGCGAGACCUGGACCCGCGCGAGACCUUGGGACCGCCCCCAGCCCCGGAGCCCAGCCCCGCGCGGCGGGCGGGCGGCGAAAGGACCCUGAGUCCCGCAGGGCCGCUCGGUGCCCCCGCCCCCCCGCGCCCCGCUCUGCGGAAACCCGGCAGAAAUCUUGAGAAGCGAAGCGGCCGCCGGCCCCGCCCCCACCAUGUGCGUGCCGCCAUCUUGUGAGGACGUUUCGCAGGGAGGGUGAAUUUGUCUAUUACCUCUUUAUUAUGUAGGAUUGCAACUAUGGGGGGACCCAGAGAAGCCCAGUACUUUGGAAGAACCGGAAGCGGUAAGGGGAAGUCGUGUGGAGUAAGUUGUCUUUAGGAAGUAAAUGAAGAGGACUAUUGAGUCAUGGCCAGGUUCACGCCAGCAGUACCUCAGUGCUCUUUGGCAGCUCUCCCUGGGCCGCGCUGAGAAGCCAAACUCCAGCCGUGUUUCCAUUGAAACAUAAGGUCUCCUGUAGGCGAGGGCGCCUUCUCCAGGCCGGACCUCGGCUGGCCACCACCGGGCGGGCGCAUGGCGGACCCGGGCCUGUUUAUGGAGUGUGAGGAGGGGGAGCUGGAGCCAUGGCAGAAAAUCAGUGACGUCAUCGAGGAGUCUGCAGUUGAGGAUUAUAAUGCAGCGGAUAAAGCUGCUUUUACUGCAGAUUCUGGGAGCCAGCAGCAGCCAGUCGCAGCCCCGGUGCCCAUCGCUCUUUAUGCUUCUGUGACCGGGCACCUCUCCCCAGCCACCUCCGUGGGCAGCAGUGGGGCCCCGGACGGCGACAGUGCCAAGGGCACUCAUGUCAGAAUCGUCCCCGGCGACGAGGCCCAGAGGAAGUGGUGCGGACAGAAUAUGUAUAAACAGCUCCUGGCACAGCGUGCCUCCGCCGCCGAAAGGAGCCGGCGUUAUCGACAGAAUAUGUCCGAGGAGCAACGAUUGGCACAACGCGAACGGCGACGCUGUCGCCGACAGAACAUGUCCGAAGAGCAGCUGUUGGCACAACGUGCCUCUGCGGCCGAGAGAAGCCGGCGUUACCGGAAGAAUAUGUCUGAGAAACGACGGCAGGCACAACCGGAAAGGAGGUGGUGUCGUGGGCGGACUGUGGCUGAGGAGCUGCGAUUACAGCGAUUACAACGCGCCUCUGAAGCUGAAAGAAGCCGGUCCACGAAAAGUACUACCAGUCCUGGUAGGAACUGCCUUCCUGGCGACAAUGAGAGAGGAAGAGAGAGGGAUAGAGAGAAACAUCGAUGAGAGAGAAUCAUCG
This is a messenger RNA of Pipistrellus kuhlii (Kuhl's pipistrelle), 1507 nucleotides long. RefSeq names its product ensconsin-like. The transcript is spliced from 2 exons. The coding region runs from base 778 to 1494 and encodes 238 amino acids. Lineage: Eukaryota; Metazoa; Chordata; Mammalia; Chiroptera; Vespertilionidae. The record is from RefSeq and is a predicted model, not a curated record.